AUGGCCAUGGACGACGCGGGACGCCGGGACUUGCCCACGGACGUCCUGGUGGACAUCCUGCUGCGGCUGCCCCCGAGCACCCGCCGCCGGGUCCGCCUCGUCUGCAGGCUCUGGCGCGACGUCGUUGACGAGCGCACCUCGGAGAUGCAGAGCCGCGCCACGGCCCUCCUCUGGGAUUCCUGGGACGCGGUCGCCUACGUCCUCGACGACCUGUCCAAGUCGUCGACAGGGAACUGCAGAGAGCUGUGGAGGCAUAGCACCUACGGAGAACUUGUGGGCACCUGCAACGGCCUACUCUGCCUGUCCGACAUGAUGACACCCGGCGGCACCGUCACCUUGGUCAACCCGGCCACCGACGAGACGCUGUCAGUCCCACAGCUGCCGUGUCCAGGCCAGUUCAGGAUUAACUGGUACAAGGCGUAUAGCUUCGCGUACCACCCUACGUCCGGACAGUACAAGGUGGUGCACGUCCCCUGCAGCAUUGACCGGAUGCCCAUGUUCGGCACCGUACAUGUGCUUACACUAGGGGAGGCGUCGUGGCGAGAGGUUACUACCGGCCCCGAGCAAGACGGGUGGUGCGAGUGCGACCUCAGCGCCGGCAUCGUCAGCGUCGAUGGCACUACAUAUUGGGUCAUGGGGCCACACUUUGUGUAUGGCGAGUACGUCUUGACGGAGGAGAAAGGAUGGAUAUGCAGGCACUAUAGGCGGAAAGGUAUGUGGUCAUCCAACAAGGCGGUGCCGGUGCUGGUCAGCCACAGGGCUCAGGGGAUGCUGCUCGCGAAGACACCAAGCAGCUGGUGCCGGACAUUUCCUUAUGUCGAGACAAUGGAGCCACUUAGCAUUUAUGUUGCUAAUUGUUAA
Messenger RNA from Aegilops tauschii subsp. strangulata, 861 nucleotides. Its product is annotated as F-box protein At3g07870-like. The record is from RefSeq and is a predicted model, not a curated record. Lineage: Eukaryota; Viridiplantae; Streptophyta; Magnoliopsida; Poales; Poaceae. Gene Ontology annotation, molecular function: protein binding.